This is a messenger RNA of Angiostrongylus costaricensis, 654 nucleotides long. Lineage: Eukaryota; Metazoa; Nematoda; Chromadorea; Rhabditida; Metastrongylidae. The record is from the annotation of a GenBank genome assembly.
AUGACUUUCAAAGAAAGAUAUGACAUAUUUGGCGGUGUAACUGUCUCAUCUUCUGACCUUGAAGUAGACGAAAGGCGAGCAGAUGUGUUUUCUUCAAUCAUUUCGGAAUCACUGAAUAACUGGAGGAAAGGAAAUGUCCAGGGUGUAUGGAUUAGGAUCGAAAUAAAGGAUUCUCACAUUAUUCCAGUGUUGGUGGAAAAAGGUUUCGAAUUCCAUCAUACACAGCCGAAUUACUUGGUCAUGACAAAAUGGUUGCCUGAUACUCCAUCGACGUUGCCACGGUGGGAAUAUUUGAGAGUACGCCCAUACAGUCAUUGGAGUUGGUGGACUCGUGAUAGAUUCGGAAAAUCGUGUUCUGUUGAUGAAGGAAAGACGUGUUAUCUCGGGUGGAAGUUUCCUGGUGGAACAUCAGACCCAGGAGAGAGCAUUUUCGACACUGCUGCUCGUGAAGUCUUUGAAGAAACUGGGGUACGGGCUGCUGGAAAAGCGAUACUAUGUUUUAGGUAUUGUUCUUUUCCUCAACCGAAGCAAGUUAAUGUUUCUCAGUAUGAAAACGUUGGUGACAUCUAUUUUAUGUGCUUAAUGGACUUCAUCGGCGGCGAGAUAAAAGCGUGUCCAAAGGAGACAGCUGAUUGCAAGUGGUUCACAAGGUAG